UCGCACACACUCAGAGCUGCGGCGGCGGGCGGAGGAAGGUUCAGUGUGCGUGCGUGCGUGUGUGUGUGUGUUUGUGUGUUUGAGUGUGUGUGUGGACCGGGGCCGAGCCUGCAGAUAUAGCUACACACACACGCGAGCUGCUUUCAACCUGGAAUGAGUUUGACUCUCUCGGCCCCAACAACGUCUUCGCUGUAGCCCCGCUGCCGUUCCACCGCGAGCCCACUCGUGACACCGACAAGAGGUCUUACAGAUGUUAGUUCACUCCUACUCCACCGCGGACCGGCAUGACGGCGUCUCGAGCCACAGCUCGCGCCUGUCCCAGCUGGGCUCGGUGUCGCACGGGGGGCCCUACUCCAGCGCGCCGCCGCUGUCCCACGCGCCCUCGUCGGACUUCCAGCCGCCGUACUUCCCGCCGCCGUACCAGCCGCUCGCUCACUACCAGAGCCAGGACCCGUACUCGCACGUGAGCGACCCGUACUCGCUGAACUCCCUGCACCAGAGCCAGCAGGGCGCGUGGGGCGCGCGGCAGCGGCAGGACGCCGCCGCGGACCGGAUGGACGGCUCCGCGCUGCUGGCGCAGCCGCGGGCCUCGCUGCCGCAGCUGUCCGGGCUGGACCCGCGGCGGGACUACGGCGGCGUGCGGCGGCCCGACGUGCUGCUGCACUCCGCCCACCCGGGACUGGAGCCCGGCAUGGGCGACGGACUGCUGCACGGGCUGCACGGUAUGGAGGACGUCCAGACCAUUGAAGACAGCAACGGAACGAACAUCCUGGAUCAAUCAGUAAUUAAAAAAGUUCCCAUGCCUCACAAAAACAUGGGCUCCCUGAUGCUGGGCAAGGACGGCCUGAUGGGCGGAGUGACCGUCAGCAUCAACGAGGUGUUCUGCUCGGUACCGGGCCGCCUGUCGCUGCUCAGCUCCACCUCCAAGUACAAGGUGACCGUAGGGGAGGUGCAGAGGAGACUGUCCCCGCCCGAGUGCCUCAACGCCUCCCUGUUGGGGGGCGUGCUGAGAAGAGCAAAGUCCAAAAACGGUGGGAAGUGUCUGCGGGAGAAGCUGGAGAAGAUUGGACUGAAUUUACCUGCGGGAAGACGCAAAGCUGCCAACGUCACGCUACUAACGUCUCUUGUAGAAGGUGAGGCGGUCCACCUGGCCCGGGACUUCGGUUACAUCUGCGAGACGGAGUUCCCCACCAAGGCCGUGAGCGAGUACCUCAACCGGCAGCACUCGGACCCCAACGAGCUGCACACGCGGAAAAACAUGCUGCUGGCGACAAAACAGCUGUGUAAGGAGUUCACGGACCUGCUGGCCCAGGACAGGACUCCCCUGGGCAACUCCCGGCCCUCCCCCAUCCUGGAGCCGGGCAUCCAGAGCUGCCUCUCCCACUUCUCCUUCAUCACGCACGGCUUCGGGUCGCCCGCCAUCUGCGCCGCGCUCACCGCCCUGCAGAACUACCUCAACGAGGCUCUCAAAGGACUCGACAAGAUGUUCCUCAACAACCCGUCCAACAACCGGCACGGCGACGGCAACAAGGCCGGCGACAAGGAGGAGAAGCAGCGGAAAUGAGGCUGGCGGGGGGGGAAGAAGAAGAAGAAGAAGAAGAAGGGGAGCGAUGAUGAUGGCGGACCCCCACACACAGAGGCGUUACACCGUUUACUUCUAGCUUUACACCACUGCGACUGACCUGCCACGCACACGGGGGGGGGGGGGGGGGGGGGGGGGGGGGGGGG
Scophthalmus maximus (turbot) is the source of this 1728-nucleotide messenger RNA. RefSeq names its product transcription factor AP-2 beta (gene tfap2b). Gene Ontology annotation, molecular function: DNA-binding transcription factor activity, RNA polymerase II-specific; RNA polymerase II transcription regulatory region sequence-specific DNA binding. Lineage: Eukaryota; Metazoa; Chordata; Actinopteri; Pleuronectiformes; Scophthalmidae. Bases 251 to 1564 code for a protein of 437 amino acids. Gene Ontology annotation, cellular component: nucleus. Gene Ontology annotation, biological process: anatomical structure development; regulation of cell population proliferation; regulation of transcription by RNA polymerase II. The transcript is spliced from 7 exons. The record is from RefSeq and is a predicted model, not a curated record.